Messenger RNA from Microplitis demolitor, 892 nucleotides. It is a transcript of the gene Membrin, whose product is annotated as Golgi SNAP receptor complex member 2. The transcript is spliced from 2 exons. The coding region runs from base 135 to 773 and encodes 212 amino acids. Gene Ontology annotation, cellular component: Golgi apparatus; ER to Golgi transport vesicle membrane; late endosome membrane. NCBI's taxonomy places the organism in Eukaryota, Metazoa, Arthropoda, Insecta, Hymenoptera, Braconidae. The record is from RefSeq and is a predicted model, not a curated record. Gene Ontology annotation, biological process: vesicle-mediated transport; vesicle fusion. Gene Ontology annotation, molecular function: SNARE binding; SNAP receptor activity.
CCACAUCAAGAGCAUGGCAAUAGGACAAUAUUACACGUCAUGCACAUCAUCAUUAUAAAAUCUCAUUAAUUAUUUCUAGUGUGAAUAAUAAAUUUAAAUCACAAGUUUAGCAAUAAAUUACCAGCAACAAAAUAAUGGAGGCGCUUUAUCAUCAAACAAAUAAAUUAGUACAAGAAACCCAGCAUCUUUUCACGCAGCUGGACAGACCUUUGCCCAAUGUUGAUGUAAAUACUAUUGAAAGCGACAUACUCGCUAAAAUAAAUUUAAUAAACAGCAAUUGUGAAAAAUUGGAUGUGCUAUGUCUGAAAGGGCCAAUCACACAAAGGCAGAAUGCAAAAAUGCGUGUAGAUCAAUUAAAAUAUGACAGUAGGCAUUUAAAUGCUGCUUUAAAUUCAUGGAAAAAUCAACAGUACCGGCGCAAACAGGAAGAAGAAGAAAGAGAGGCACUUUUAUCACGUCAGUUUACAACAAAUGAUCAUAUUGACAUCAUGAUUGAUCAUACUAUUCAACAUAAUAAUCAAGUUAGAAAUGCCAAUGAUGGUAUCGAUAAUUUACUACAACAUGGUUCGGGUAUUUUAGAAAAUUUAAGGUCACAAAGAAUGACAUUGAAAGGCGCUCAUAGACGUCUAAUAGAUAUUGGCAAUACUUUAGGAUUAUCGAAUACGACGAUGCGAUUAAUUGAAAAUCGUGCUCGUCAAGAUGGUUUUAUCUUAGUCGGUGGUAUCGUUAUUACAUGUUUAAUUAUGACACUUGUUGUGAUAUAUAUGACAUGAAAUUUAACUUAUAAAUUAUUAUUAUUAUUAUUAUUUAUGUAUAUUAUUGACAUUCCUUAAUUAAAUUAUAAUCUUUGUACAUAUUGCAAUAAAAACAAAUAAAUGUAAAUUUAAAAUGA